GUUGUUUAUUUCUCUCUUCAGGAGGGCUUGCUUCUGCUCUACCUUCUUAACCUUCUCCUCUCCAGCAUUGAGUUAAAGUAUUUUAGGUUUUGCAGAUGGAUAAUAACUCUGAGAGGAAUUCUCAGAGCAGGGUUAUGAGUUAUGACGAGGAGGAAAGUGGAUGGACUGCGUAUUUUGAUGAGUUUUUUGAUGAUCAUCAAUACAGUGAAGAGAUUAACAGCUGCUUUUCUGCAAGUGUUGAAAGCUCUUUGAUAUCAGAUGCUGCUUCUUCUUCAGCACUUGUGAAAAAAGCUUCUGCUUUUCAUCAUCAUCAUCAUCAUCAUCAUGAUCGAAAUAAUAAAAGAUCCACCACGAGCUCCAAGAGAAGAAAAACUGAAGUUGCCGAUAAUGGUUUGGAAGACACCGCCAGCUCUUCAGUUAACAGCCCCAAGAUUUACCAUCUGAUUAACCAGCUGGGAAGAAAGCCUGCAGAAGCAAAAGAUCAUGCCAUUGACAUUUCUAAGGAGAAAGCUGGAAGCAUUUCUGCUCAGGGAGAUGGGCGAGCAGACAGCAAUAUAAAUGAAGAAGAAGAAGAAGAAUCAGAGCUGAAGAAAAGGGGUCUUUGCUUGGUUCCUUUAUCAAUGUUAGUGAAAUAUAUAUAGUUUUUACUGUAUGAUUUUAUAAUUAA
This is a messenger RNA of Mangifera indica (mango), 667 nucleotides long. RefSeq names its product vascular-related unknown protein 2-like. The record is from RefSeq and is a predicted model, not a curated record. The transcript is spliced from 3 exons. Bases 96 to 641 code for a protein of 181 amino acids. Gene Ontology annotation, biological process: xylem development. Lineage: Eukaryota; Viridiplantae; Streptophyta; Magnoliopsida; Sapindales; Anacardiaceae.